GCGGACACGGCGCAGGCGCAGGCGGGAGGGAUCGCGGGCGAGGACGCGGCGCGCGAGAGAGAGAGAGCGCGCGAACGCGCGCGCGCGUCGAGGGACGACGCGAACGGUGGUGACGCUCGGAUCGGGGGGAUGUGGAUGCUGGACGGCGGCGUGGGGUCGGCGAUGGUGGAGAUGUGGAUGAUGGCGGUGCCGAAACGCAAGGUGACGCCGAGUCGACGGAAGAAGCGGAAUCAGUUUAAGCGAUUGCCGUUCGUCGAGAGCGUGGUGCGGUGCGCGGGGUGUGGGAAGGUGAAUCUGCCGCACGUGCGGUGCUGCGAUGUCGAGCGGGAGGACGCGAGGCGGGGCGGGCGAGGCGACGGCGACGCGCCUUGA
Molecule: messenger RNA, 372 nt
Organism: Ostreococcus tauri
Lineage: Eukaryota; Viridiplantae; Chlorophyta; Mamiellophyceae; Mamiellales; Bathycoccaceae
Product: Ribosomal protein L32p
Exons: 1
Biological process (GO): translation
Cellular component (GO): mitochondrial large ribosomal subunit
Molecular function (GO): structural constituent of ribosome
Source: RefSeq, a predicted model, not a curated record